AUGGGUUCAGCUAUUUCUCAGCUGCCCAAACCAGCAGACACAGUUAAUAUGGAUUCGCCUCAGGCUGAAAUGGUAAAAAGUGCUUUGCAAAAUCAUAAAGUUGUAAUAUUUUCCAAAAGUUAUUGUCCUUUUUGCACUAUGGCCAAAGAACAAUUUAGAAAACUUGACAUUCCUAUUCACGUAAUUGAAUUGGAUCAACGUGAUGACGGAGAUGAGAUUCAAUCCAUUUUAGGGGAAAUGACUGGCAGUAGAACGGUGCCUCGAUGUUUUAUUAAUGGUAACUUUAUUGGAGGCGGCACCGAUGUUAAAAAGAUGUAUGACCAAGGAACUUUGCAAAAAUAUUUUAUUUAAUUUUCAAUUUGCGCACAUAUAACUUCAAUAUAGAAUUUAUGCGCACACAUAUUAAAGCAUCCGAAUUUAGUUAAAUUGAAAAUUUAAAAACGUGUUCACAAAGUAUGUUUAAAAAAAACAAAUUCGAUAAUAAAUUAAUCGUUAUCAAAUCGAAAUUAAGCCGGCAUGAAACUUGUCCGAAAUAGUUACGAUCUUCAUGGGAAAUUACUAUUGUGUUCAGCCAAUAGCAAGAGAACAAAUAGUAUUCAAUAUUUAACACGCGCUGGUUAAAGAGAAUAUUUGAAAAUCUGAUUUUUUUUUUCUUCCUUUUUGUUAAACAUGGUCGACUCAAUAACUCUCACCCGAAAUUUAUAUGAAGGUGCUUCAAGAUACUAUUUGGCUAAAGUAGAAAGAAGGUUUUGCUGUCGAAAGCUUAUUUUUGUGUUUAGAAAAACGUAGUUGCUUUCAGUUUACGUUUAACUGCGUUACGUUGUGCUCUAACCAAUUUGACCCAUUUGUAAUACCCUCCUGCAUACAAAGACUUCCAUUCUUUCAACCAAAUUUGAAAUCGAUAUUUUAAUUUUUGCGACGAUCGCGAAGGCAUGACUUAAUCAUAUCAGAAUUUCAGACUGACCAAAAGUAUAUAUACUUUGUAGGGUGCCUGAAGCAUCCUUUUGGGUGUUGCAAACACUAUGGAAAAAGAGUAUACCUGCCGUUCCUUAAUGGUGGUAAGAACAUUGUAGUCUUAGAAGCCCGACAUUAGAUAUCGUAUCGUACUCCGUGCAGAACAAUUCUUCAUUCAUGUUUCCAUUUUUUUAUGAUAGUCCUUAUGUGGAAGAGGACCCAAAAAUUGACUUAAUCUAAAUUUAGCUAAAUUAAUCUUCUUGUCAAAGCUCUCAUUAUUAUUUGUCACAAAGUACUACAAAUUAGACGGUUGCCAUACACAAAACUUACUUUUCAAAAACACCCUUGUUUCGGAGUGGUGCUCGGAAAAUAGACCAAUUUCUACCACAAAAUGUAGAAGAAAAAUCUAUUGUCAUACAUACAUUGUCAUGAGAACCCUUACCCGGAGUCGGGUACAAGAAAUAGAUGCCCAUAAACUAAUUUUGGUAGAGUUGAUUUUUUGGUGACCGACAACACCUAUGGACCAGUUUUCACUGUAAAAUUUUAAAAAUUGAAUCGUUUUGCUUUAUUAAGGUUUGUUUUGCUUAAGGUCAGUUAUUUAUGAGGAGGUUCAACACAACAUCAUGCGGAAAAAUUAUUACUCAGCGACAUUAAUCGAGAAAUUUUGAAAGUUGUAUGUUUUGUUUGCUUGUUUUCAAUUCAAAAUCGAUCGAGUCGAUUGAAUCGUUCGUGUUCAUGAGCUGCGCCAAAUUUCUUCUCGCGUCUGAAAGUGUCAAGAAAACAAUUGGAAAUCAGUUUUCCGCGUCGAUGUCGGUUCUCCUAAAGCAUCAGUGUUCUUUCGCUACCUUUCCCCCUCGUCUCAUUAUCAACAUCCUGUGUGUAGUAAGAUACUCUAGCCUUUUGCCUUAUGUGUUAUGUUGUCUUUUAUUAAAAGCCGAUGCAGUAUCGGUGACAAGCGAAUGCGUUCAGAGUGACUUAACAGAGGCCUUAGCAAAAUACCGAGGUGGGGUCAAAUAAAUCUGUAACACUACCAAACACCGAUGACCCUCACUGCGCAGACUAAUACGGGAGAGCGAUGAACAUCUCUUUCUCUUUGAUGGUAUCGAUGCAGAAAAAUCAGCUCUGCUUGAAGCUCUUAUCACCGAAUAUACAAACUGUCGCUGCCUACGCCAACUGCACCGAUUAUUUCCAAUGAAAAUGAAAAUAUAGUCCACGAGCAGAAAUUGACAAGUCUUACCUGACGACUCUCGCCCGUGUACAACGGAAGAUUUAGAUGCUCAUGGCUAACGGGAGGGUGACUAAUAGUCUUAACCCGCUUCACUGUCGACAUAAUGUCGUCUAUAUCGUGUUAUGUAUAUUUGCAUAGCAUGGCAAAUAUUUUGCUAAGAUGAAAAAUUUCUAUCCACUAAUCAUGUCCUUUAUUAGGGCUAAUUGAUCAUCUCAGCUUACUCACCUAUUUUUAUUGUUUAUGGCAGAUUGUAAGUUAUCGUUUUUUUUUAUAUACAUUUUUUUCCAUAUUUCGUUUAUACAUGUAUGUGACUUUUUGCAGAUAAAUGACACUCCUUCUAUUACAUAAGUUUCACAUGAUAUAAACAUUUGUAAAUUUUAUACUAAAUUUCAGAUUAGACCAUCAGUUAAAAGAAUACUUCAAGCAAAUAAAAGAACCAAGAUUUCCAAUGUCUUAUCACGGGUUUUGCGUUUGUGGGCGUGACGAUAGCACACGAUAUAAAUAUGUGUCAAGAGGCGAACAGAAUUAAAUUGAUGAAAAUCUCAUAUAUCUCAGAUUUAGUCCUACUGGUUGUGCAUCUUAGGUCAUCGUCUGGAAUUUUUAAUUUCGAUCUUGUAGACUUUUAGAACUGCUUCUCUGAUCCCCUACUAUAAAAACAUUUCUUUUGUCGCAUUUAACACAAUUGUCCUCUUACCUUUUACCAGAGUGGAUAAUAGUUGCGAAGAUGUUUGGUUUGUCUCUAUGUGGUUAUAUUUUGGAGAAUAUCGUGUUGGUAUGAAGAGGAAAAAAGCAUAAUCACUAAAUAACCUAGUAAUAAACGGUAAAAAAAAUUAUGCUGUAAGCAUAAUUGAGGCUGAUUUACCGUUCUCAUUAUCGAGCUAUCGUACGAUGCGAAAAACAAAAACAAUAGGAUCGCUGAUAGGAUAGGCUGAAGAUACUCGAUUACUUUCGUAUUAAAUUUGGCUUUUCGCUCGUGCAACGGACUAUUUAUUAUAUCAUCGCUAUGCAAAGAGGACGAAAAAAAGUAAAUAAACAAACUAAGUAUAAAAUUUGAAAAAGAUGCUAGUGGAAGAAUAUUAUACCAGAUAAAUAAAUUUCAAGUCUUAAAGCGGAAAAAUCUAUGACUAUCGGCUUUAUUGAAAAAAUCUACCGCACCUCAGAUCCGCGACCAUGGAGUUCUUAGUCUUAGAUCCUUUGUUUACUCUGCUCUACUUUAAUAAGUUGAUGAUAUCACUAUUUAUUUAAAUUUUCGAGUUCUUUUUUCUUAAUAGUUAAUUUUUAUAACAUCUACAAGUAUGAAGCGGCACCCUUUGUCCGUUUGGUGCGUUUCCUUAUCCAUUUUAUGUUUUUCUUCCGAUAGUCCCAACGACUGUCACUCAUCUGCUUUUUAAACCCCUUCCUGAGGCUGUGUUGGUCGAAUAGGUGAAGAAGAUUCUAAUUCCAAAGUACUUACUUAGUCGUUACCACACAUUUCUUCCUUAUUCCCUAUUCAUUUAUCUCUUCUAAUUUUAUGGUACCAAUAGGUAAGUAAAAGCAUCGAAAAUAAUUAUUUGAUUUUAUUUUGCAAAGCAAACACUCAUACACUAUCUACCGGCCUCUGAUCUACAUCUUAAAAAAAAAAA
This is a messenger RNA of Glossina fuscipes, 3804 nucleotides long. It is a transcript of the gene Grx1t, whose product is annotated as glutaredoxin-C4. The record is from RefSeq and is a predicted model, not a curated record. Gene Ontology annotation, biological process: cellular response to oxidative stress. Gene Ontology annotation, molecular function: glutathione disulfide oxidoreductase activity. NCBI's taxonomy places the organism in Eukaryota, Metazoa, Arthropoda, Insecta, Diptera, Glossinidae. Gene Ontology annotation, cellular component: cytoplasm. The transcript has 3 exons. Bases 1 to 351 code for a protein of 116 amino acids.